Molecule: messenger RNA, 4194 nt
Organism: Erpetoichthys calabaricus (reedfish)
Lineage: Eukaryota; Metazoa; Chordata; Cladistia; Polypteriformes; Polypteridae
Gene: mfsd1
Product: major facilitator superfamily domain containing 1
Exons: 16
Coding region: 268-1686 (472 amino acids)
Biological process (GO): transmembrane transport
Cellular component (GO): lysosome
Molecular function (GO): transmembrane transporter activity
Source: RefSeq, a predicted model, not a curated record
CGGCGGACUAGUCAUGUGACACAUUGGCCGAUGAUCGUCCAGGAUUUUAGUUUUUUUUAGUAGGAUCAUGUAGACGGCUUCUGAAAAAUAUCAACUGUUAAUAAAAAAAAUAUAAUCGGACAAUAGACGGAUGUUUAUAAUUACAGUAAUAAAAAGCCGUGCCAUACUUUCUCGGGUAACCACUCAUUUGUUUGGAAGUUAGUAUCGGGUGAUCAAUUUGCAAGGUUUCGCGGACUGACAGACCGGUGACUCUCACAGAGCACAAACAUGGCGUUAAAGGAGGAGAACAAACGGCUGCUUGCCGAAGAUGACGAGUCCGAACCUUCUCUUUCAAAUAGUCACAGCCGCUAUGACAGCGAUUCGGAGAGGCAAAUGUCGGCCUGCUGCGACCCCAGCCACUUACUGCACAGAAUUAUCGUUUUGAUUUUUAUGUGUUUCUUGGGCUUUGGUAGCUACUUUUGCUAUGACAAUCCAGCAGCCCUUCAGACUCAGAUUUUGCAGGAUAUGCAUGCCACUACUUCCUCCUUCAUGCAGCUUUAUGCACUUUACUCCUGGCCUAAUGUUGUGCUUUGCUUUCUUGGUGGCUUUCUGCUUGAUCGAGUUUUUGGUAUACGGUUGGGUACUGUGAUUUUCAGUCUUUUUGUCUGCAUUGGACAGGUAAUAUUUGCAUCUGGUGCAUUAUUUAAUUCCUACUGGCUGAUGGAACUUGGCAGAUUUGUGUUUGGGAUUGGUGGCGAAUCUCUUGCUGUUGCUCAAAACACAUAUGCUGUUAGCUGGUUCAAAGGAAAAGAACUUAAUCUGGUGUUUGGGCUUCAACUCAGUAUGGCCAGGUUGGGCAGUACAGUAAACAUGAAUAUUAUGGGUUGGGUUUACUCAAGAAUUGAAUUGACACUGGGACACUCUGGUUACACAGCCCUUGGCAUUACACUUAUGAUCGGCUCUGCCACUUGUGUGUUUUCUUUAAUAUGUGCUUUGGUUCUUGGUUACCUGGACAAAAGAGCUGAGAAGAUUUUAAAUAAAGAGCAAGGGAAAACUGGUGAAGUGAUAAAGCUGACAGAUGUUAAAGAUUUUUCUUUAUCCCUUUGGCUUAUAUUCAUUGUCUGUGUUGGGUAUUAUGUGGCAAUUUUUCCAUUCAUCGGUCUUGGCCAGGUUUUUUUCAUUGAAAAAUUCAACUUUUCUCCAGCUCAGGCACGUGCAAUUAACAGCAUUGUGUAUAUAAUUUCUGCUCCAGCAUCACCUGUUCUUGGAUUUAUGGUGGAUAAAAUUGGAAAAAAUGUGAUCUGGGUGUUAUGUGCUGUUGUUACAACUCUAGCAGCUCAUGUGAUGCUGGCUUUUACUUUCUGGAAUCCGUGGAUUGCAAUGAGUUUGCUGGGAAUUUCUUACUCACUUCUUGCUUGUGCAUUGUGGCCAAUGGUGGCUUUUGUAGUUCCAGAGCAUCAGCUGGGAACUGCAUAUGGUUUUAUGCAGUCUAUCCAGAAUCUGGGACUUGCUGUCAUCUCUAUAGCUGCUGGCUCAAUAUUGGAUAACCGUGGUUACUUAUUCCUUGAAGUUUUCUUCACCUCUUGUGUUUGUUUGGCGUUAAUUGCUGUGGUAAUGUUGUAUUUUGUGGAUCUUCUGAGAGGAGGUGAACUUAACUUAUCAGCCAAACAAAGACUAAAACGCCAGAAAAUUUCUGAAGCUGAAUGAAGAUCUUGCAUAGCAUGAGUCCACCUGAAGUAGACACCCAGUGGGCACCAAACAUCAUCCAGAAGAACUUUACGUUUCUUUAAUUCUUUCACCUUGGGCAGUGGUGAUCAGCUCAUUUUACUGACUUUCCUUCAAUACAGUUCUUUAUUUUAUGUCAGAUGGAUUAGACCAUCCAUUUACAUUAGAUACAGCUGCUCUUUUAAUUUAGGAUUUAUAUACCUGAAGUAUAAGUCAAUUCAUUUGCAAAUGCUGCUGGAAGUCUUUUGUUUCAGUUACUAUACAGUCACAUUUCUGAAAUAGGGAAUUUUUAAGUGUUUAUUGGCAACAAAUGCUCUUUUUUAAUUUAAUUUUUUUUUUUAAAUAUGAUAUUCAGUUAAUUUUAUAUUUGAAACGGAGUAGAAUCAUUGUUAAGAAGUGAAGUGGUGCUGUACUGUAGAAUGGCAAAUUAACUGAUAGGUCUCUCCAAACUGAGUAAGGUCUCAAAGUAUGCUGUCUUAGUUUAUGUGUACCUGCUAUAAAGCUUGAAUACCAAGAUGUAACUUUACAUUUCAUUGACUUAACAAAAAAGUCCUGAAACCAUCAGUUAAAAUCUUAUUUGUAACUCCAGAUUUAUAUUCUCAUUAUACUGCUUCAUUACAUUUUGAAAAUUAACAAGGCAACUUUUUACCUCCUUUUUUUAUUCCAUUCUGAAAUUCCAUUAUCUUCUGCAGGACCUUGGGGAAAGUAUUGUGAAUAAAAAAACACUUGUGCUUUAUUCAGUAGGUCUUUCAUUUAGGUAUUUUCUUAGUUUGAUGUUUAUCUGCAGUGUUUAAUAAAAUUUAUAAAUUAAGGUUAUGCAGGGUCACCCAACCCAACCCACUAUGUAGAGCACAGGUGUCGAACUCCGGUCCUCAAGGGCCGCAGUGGCUGCAUGCUUUCAUUCUAAGCAUCUUCUUCAUUAGUGAGACGUUUUUACUCCUAAUUAACUUCUUUUGCUUUAGUUUUAAUUAACUUGACGCAGGCCCCUUAGUUGUCUCUUUUUCCUUAAUUAGUAGCCAAACAAUAAUGAGACAAACAAGCCACCAUAUGACCAGCUCACCUGUACCCAUCACACAAUAUCUGAAAAUAAAGAAAAGUGAAGGUCUCAGUAAGGUUGAUCUCUCAGGUCACCAAAACAUUUUGACAGUGUUCUUAGAAAAAACAAAAAAAUCAACAAAUUUGGAAAUAUCUGCUGUGGCAGAAUGAGAGCAGCAACAAGCCAUUGAAUUAAAUAACGGGCUUAAUUAACAUCAAGAAUCAGCUUCUCAUUAAGAGACUGUUUGGAGUGAAAUUGGUUGGAGUUUGAAAUCCCAGUUUAGCUGGUCAUCUGUUGGCUCGUUUCACAUCUCAUUUCUGUUUGGCUGCCAUUUAAUGAAGAAACAAAUCAAUUCAAAGGACUGAAUCCUUAAAAACAGGGCCUAUUGAAAUGAAGGGAAAAGGAAUUAAUUGGCAGUGAAAACUGCUCACUGAUCAGGAAAAGGGUUAGAAUGAAAACCUGUAGCCACUGCGGCCCUCCAGGCCUGGAGUUCAACACCCCUGAUGUAGAGCGAGUCUUUAUAAGAGGAAUAUUUGUAAUGUAUCACUUAAAUUUUAUUCAUUUAUAAGUUUAAAAAAAAAAAAAGUGUUCCCUACUUCCCAGUUAAGGUUAUAUAUUUUUAAUGGCAUUGGUCAUUAAAUCAAACUGUGAUAAGGCACUUUUUGUUAAUUUAAAUACUGUUUAAUAAUGCUGCUUAAAUACACUUUGUGUCGCUUCAUUUUUAACAUUCAGAUAAAGGCCCUCUCAAUUUUUCCACCACAAUAUAUUUUUUGGAGCCAUGAUGCUCCCUAUAAUAUGAGAAGUUGAGCCGCAUGCAUAACAAGUUGGCUGUAAAACUGACAGACUUAAUGUGACCCACCAACAUCCAGAAGAGCUGGUGCAUGCACAUAAUUUAUGUUCAUUGUUGUUGGUAACAUGAAAGUGAGUUUUAAAUAACUCUUAGUAUAUCUGAGCUUUUGUAAAGCUGUUGUUUGUGUUUCGGGGAAGCCCUAUGUCUGGAGUCUUGUGACUAUUGAUGCUGGUAUAGGUUGGGGCCCACCACAAUUGAUCAAUUAAGAAAAGCUUAGGCAUUUAUGAAGAGGCUCUUUGUAACAAUGUAGUGUGAUACAGGGGGAGGACAGUGGUUAGUGUGUGUUUUGGAUGGUUGUAGUUUAUUGCAAAUCAUUGCCAUUCAAGUCGUGUCACAUAAUGUUGUUUUGCUUACUUUGAGACCUUACUAUAUUUAAAAAUGGAGAGCGUUCUCUCCAGUGUAGACAAAGCACUGAAACUAGCACUUUUCUGACUGCUGGGCGGUCCAGUAAAUUCAAGUGGUUGUUUUUGUUUCCUGAAAUAAACUGCAACACUCUCCGUCUAAUAAUGUCAAGCACUUUAGGUUUAUAUUUUUACUACAGUUUCACUUCAUUCUGCUAUAAUAUUGUUAUCUUGUAGAAAAUAAAAUUGAAAAUAAAGUAAAA